CACACACUCACAGGGGGGACGGGUUUGUCCGGUCAAACGCAACACACAGACUGUCAUUUCACCGCAGUUGUGUUCAGAUUGAGAGGGGACUUUAAGGAAAUACCGAAGAAGACGACGAAGAAGGAGGAGGACGCAGCCCUUGGCGCUUACUGAAACUUUGAGCGAUGGAAAAUUUGUCCAGCAACAACCGGUUUCGGUCCGCAAUGUUCAACCACGACGAUGAGGACCAGGACAAGGAAUAUGUUGGUUUUGCAACAUUGCCAAACCAGGUGCAUCGCAAGUCAGUCAAGAAAGGAUUUGACUUCACACUCAUGGUGGCAGGGGAGUCUGGCCUGGGAAAGUCCACUCUGGUCAACAGUCUGUUUCUUACAGAUCUUUACAAAGAUAGGAAGCUGCUCAAUGCUGAAGAGCGAAUCACACAAACAGUAGAAAUCACCAAACACACAGUGGAUAUAGAAGAGAAAGGUGUUAAACUAAAGCUCACCAUUGUGGACACACCUGGGUUUGGGGAUGCUGUGAACAACACUGAAUGCUGGAAGUCAGUGGCUGACUACAUCGACCAGCAGUUUGAGCAGUACUUCAGGGACGAGAGUGGCCUCAACCGCAAGAACAUCCAGGACAACCGCGUACACUGCUGCCUCUAUUUCAUCUCACCCUUUGGUCAUGGCCUUCGGCCUUUGGAUGUGGAAUUUAUGAAAGCUCUCCAUGAGAAGGUUAACAUCGUCCCUGUUCUGGCCAAAGCCGACACACUCACCCCGAGUGAGGUGAAGAAAAAGAAAAUCAAGAUCAGAGAGGAGAUUGAGCAAUAUGGUAUCAAGAUAUACCAGUUCCCUGACUGUGACUCUGACGAAGACGAGGAAUUCAAGCAGCAGGACCUCGAGCUGAAGGAAAGCAUUCCCUUUGCAGUAAUUGGCAGCAACACAGUAGUGGAGGCCAAAGGGAAAAGGGUGCGGGGCCGUCUGUAUCCCUGGGGCAUCGUAGAAGUGGAGAACUCGGCACACUGUGAUUUCGUGAAGCUGAGGAACAUGCUCGUUCGCACACACAUGCAAGAUCUCAAGGACGUGACACGGGAGACCCACUACGAGAACUACAGAGCCCAGUGUAUCCAGAGCAUGACCCGCAUGGUCGUGAAGGAACGUAACCGCAAUAAACUAACCAGGGAGAGUGGUACAGACUUCCCAAUCCCCGUGGUGCCCGGAGUGACGGACAGUGAGACAGAAAAGCUCAUCCGAGAGAAAGAUGAGGAGUUGCGACGGAUGCAGGAGAUGCUCCAGAGGAUCCAGGAUCAAAUGCACACUCAGAAAGACACAUAUUAAAUCAGUACACCAGUCAAAGGUGUACAUGUCUCUCGUUCACUGGGAUUAAAAGAAACACACACCCAGGAAACCUUUAUUCCUCUCUAGGACAUUGACAUCCCUACAUGUCCACCCAACCACCACUCAACCUCAUCAGCAGCACAUUACACAUGGAUCAGGGACCUGCGAGGAGGUAGUAAGAUGAUCUGACAUUUGCAGUUUAACGACUCCCUUUAUCCUCUUCAGAAUCUCUGACAUUAAUGGCACCACUGCUGCAAAGCACUCAACCCGCCUCCUCUUCACUGUUCUGUUCUGUUCUGUCAAAAAUAUUUUAAAAAAUGGACAGGUUUGAUGUUUGCUUGGAUAAAUCUGUCUCUAGUUUGAGGGUUAGUUCACAUAUCUGAACUUUAUUUAGCCACAUGAUCACAGGGGUGUUGUUUUGUUUUAUUUUUUUACGUAAGGUGUUUAUGAGGUUUACAUCUAAGUACUGGUGACCUGCUCAGAUUUUUUAUAAGCACGCUUUUCUGGUGCAAGUGUUUAUUUUUAUUAUCAUUAUAGGCCAAAAUGCAUAUAUACUGUCAUAAUUUAAUUUUCUAUAUUACACUCAUAAACAUUUUUUCUACUGUUUUUCAUCUUUUACUGAACGCGUUCCUGGUUUUAUUUAACUACUCCUUACAACACUGUUCAACAUUAUGUAUGAAAAUUUGUUUUAUGUAGAGGUUCCUCUUGGUUAAUUUGGUCAAAUCUUUACACAAUGAUUUUUUUCAUUUAAAUUUUUGUUUGAUUAGUGUCUGCAUGUUUAUCAUAGUUGCCACCUCCGCUGCCUGAGAGCAUGGAUGUAAGCAGCUCUGCUCAAUGCCAGUCUUAACUCACAUUAGAAACCACUGCUUACUGAUUUCCAUAUAAACAUUUAAAAUAAUACAACUUUUUAAAUGACGAGAAGUCCUUUAUUAUUUGGAGAAUUCCCCAAAGCAGAGUUGUUUCAGAAUCACUUCAUCUCAUACAUGGCUGUAUCAUGACAGAACCAUCAAGAGGUCACAUGUGAGAGCUGAUGAUACCUGUUAUGGUCAGAGAUGAUAAGACAAGACCUUUGUUUUGCAUGAACUGAGUGUCCAAGGGAAGGGUUGCAUUAGAGGCCAUGCAGUCUAUUUAUUUUUGCAUGUGUUUUAUAAAGGUUACUCAGAUUGCAGAUCAAUGUAGUGACCAUAAGGUUAUUUAUGGGCAAUGAAAAUAUGUAGCCUCUCAACUGUCACGGGAAAUAAAUUGAGAUGAGUUGUAUUUUUUUUUGUUUUUUUGUUUUUUUUUUGUUACGAUUUCCUCACUUGAAGGGAACUCAUAUGUUGGACAUGUGCUAACCUUAACAUUUAUCUUAUAACCAAGGCCAACAAUGGCAAACUUAAUUGUCCUAAAUUUUCCUUUUCAAAGUGUGAGUUUUGUUUUGUAUUGACAUGAAGAAUAUUGUUUUGGAAUAACUUAUCAAAGCCAAGAGCAAUGAUCAGAAUUAGUGAAUGAACUUGACUCUUUUGCUAAUUGUUUUCAUGUUGCAAGUACAAACCUUAUUUUUUUGAAAAUGAGAUGACUCUGCCGUGUCAUGUGACCUUUGUUUAAAAAAAAAAAAAAAAAAAACAUUCCUUGAGCUUCUGUCCCAGAGUCAGGUAUUUCUUUUUCUUCCUCUUUUCUUAAUUUGUUUGUUUUAUAUUAAAUUUGUCUUUUGUUAUUCUACUUUUUGGAGUAUAUUUAUGUAAUAAAUUUAUAAAUGAAAUGCAGAUGGAGAGGACAAUAUGUACAAAUUCUAAUAUUGUAAUAAAAUAUGAAUAUAAUUUCAUGUCUCCAUCACACAUCGGGUUUUGCUUUAUUUAGUGAAAACAAAAGAAGAACUGAAUGCCAUGACUUGAUUUUAAUAAAUGAGUUUUUAAGCUGUCACAAAAUUUAAUCAACUAAUCCUGAAUUAGAUUUUCAUCAGUUCAAACAAUGCAUUACAGUUGUACGCAAACA
Messenger RNA from Seriola dumerili (greater amberjack), 3290 nucleotides. RefSeq names its product septin-4-like (gene septin4b). Gene Ontology annotation, biological process: regulation of exocytosis; cytoskeleton-dependent cytokinesis. Bases 165 to 1316 code for a protein of 383 amino acids. Lineage: Eukaryota; Metazoa; Chordata; Actinopteri; Carangiformes; Carangidae. The transcript is spliced from 12 exons. Gene Ontology annotation, cellular component: microtubule cytoskeleton; septin ring; synaptic vesicle. Gene Ontology annotation, molecular function: molecular adaptor activity; GTP binding; GTPase activity. The record is from RefSeq and is a predicted model, not a curated record.